Thalassophryne amazonica is the source of this 6082-nucleotide messenger RNA. RefSeq names its product BCL6 corepressor-like 1 (gene bcorl1). NCBI's taxonomy places the organism in Eukaryota, Metazoa, Chordata, Actinopteri, Batrachoidiformes, Batrachoididae. The record is from RefSeq and is a predicted model, not a curated record. Gene Ontology annotation, cellular component: nucleus. Gene Ontology annotation, molecular function: transcription corepressor activity; protein binding. Gene Ontology annotation, biological process: negative regulation of transcription by RNA polymerase II.
CCACCCGACUGACUCAGCUACGCCAGAGGCAUGUUGUGGUAAAGAAACACCUAUGCAGGUGGAUCCUACACUAAUGAAUGUAGGGGAUGGAGGCACAGUGAGCAGAGAGAUCAGUGCUCCAAAUAAAGCGUCUACUAGUAUGGUGGGAAAUCCUCCCCAGACGCUACCCUCUGAGUUUAGAGGAGAUGUUACCCUCAGUCAGCAAAAUAAAAACACCCCAACAACAGACUGUAAGACAGCAAAAGCCUGCCUGGACACUAGCAGCUACAACCAUAGUCCUGAACUUUCUUCACCUCAGCAGCUCAACAAUGUGUCAAUGUCAGGCUCAGCACUCACCAGCUUAGACAAGAGAGCAGACAAAAGGAUAGAGGUCCCAAAAGUGAAAACUGAUGGUGUCGGGGUGUUCCCCACUCCUCAAUGGUCAAGUGGCUUGAAGGUCAGCCGGGAAGACUCACUCAACCCAUGUCACAGCAAUGUGACAUCAAGCAAGAAAUCGCAUACACUAGUGCCACCUGUGCAAAGUGUUCCUCCAGGGUUUCAGUGUUCCACCAUGUUUAAAUCAGCCCAGCCUGUUGCCUUUCUUCCAUCCACCAACUUUUCUACUCCCAUUUGUAAAAUCACUCUUCCACCAGCAUUAGGUCAGAUUGCCUCAUUGAGGGACGCCACAGCAAGUCAAUUUCAGAACGAAAUCCAGCCUCAAAGCUCAGGUGUUGGAGGGGCGCCCAUGCGGACCUACCCAUAUCCGUAUGCCAGUCGAACUCCUGCUCCAGAGAAAAUGGGCAUGUCAACAUCAAAGUUUAAAGCUAACCCGUCAAGUAAGAAUGCAAAAGCUGUCGGGGAGCAUAAAUCUUUAGCUUCAGUGGUAGCAUCACCAGCGAUUGCGCUUCCCUUGCAACAUCCAUCAUUAAGUUCUGCAACACCAACUCGCUAUACCUUGUCUCCAACUGCUGCUAUCUGCUGUGGCUCUGCACUGGCCAGUAUUGCCUCUCAAAGUAGACUGCUAAACCACGUGGAUAAAGGCAACAGCAUAGACAAAACAUCCAUUGGAUGUCUGAAAACGAUGUCCCAGUGUGUUCCAGAGGACACAGCUGAAUCAAGGGAUGUACCUCUUGAUUUGUCAGCUAAGUCCAAACGUCCAAAAUGUAUAAAUGACCCACCAGUAACCAUAAUGGAGCCUUAUAAUGAGUCAAACCAGAGAGAUUUUCUUAAUUCAAAGAGGAAUCACUCUGCAGCUUAUAGUCCAGCGGUUCAGUACCCUAUUUUACCCAACACCCAUAGAAAUGGAUCUCAUCAAAAGCAAUUAAAUAUGCCUCCAAAUCAUCAGGUUCUGGAGUCCAAGUCAUCAUGGUCCAAAGGCCCUUCGCAAGAUUCAGUUAAAAACAUCCCUGGAACUUAUGUGGGUGUGGCUAGCCCAAUACUGGCUUCUACCCUUCGAGGCAAAGAUGGCAAAGGGAGUUUUGCUGAUGAAUUUCAGAAUUUUGCAAAGCAGGAGUUUAUAUCUAUAAUUGAUCAAGGGGAACAUUUGGCAUCAGGUGGAAAGAAGCCAUCUUAUUUGAUGAAAGGCAACCAGCAUGGGCACACUGUCAAACAUGGCAAAAGCACCACCACAGCCAUUAUAAAUAAGAACUGUCCCUCUAAAGGAGCAGUGACAACUGCACUGUCAAGUUCUGUCAGUGCUCAGAUUAAUCAGAAGUCUGGUACUGGCAAACCAGGACUGCCAUACUCCACCUCUGUUGUUAGUGCAGCUUGGGAACAGCUGUCUCUCCCUUCACACCAAACAUCUUCUGCUCAGAGAAAAUUCACACAAGGAUGUGCAAAAACUAAAAGCGGCACCAUUGCAGAUGGUUCUAUGUUUCAGAACAUCCAUCAUAGCCCGUCCAAAACUGAGGAUGACAAGUGGGAAAAAAUUAAGUCCCCCCUGUCUAAUCUCGCUUCCAUUGUAAAGCAGCAAACUCUUGAAACAACGGCACUGACAAAUGAGAACAAUAGUCAAGCUGCACCUGUUGCAUCUAGAAAUACUGAUGUUCUAAAUCCACUCAAAGGGAGCCAAGAUACUCAGUCAAAACAUAAUUCUGUUUAUGAAUACACACCGUUCUGGUCUGUGGAAAAGUGGGCUGGUAUGCCAUCUCAAGGGGAUUCAGCUCAAACUAUGAAGAGACUUGAGAGGGUGAGUUCCACUGAGCCACUGGAGAAUAAUACAGAGACACAAAGACAGGGAGAACACAUGGGAUUAAAAGAAAAGGAAGGCUCGUCAAAGCCUACUGGUCAUUGUCACAUCUUUGGAAGCAAUGCAUCAACAAAUGAAAACAGGCUGGAGAGCAAAGUAGCCCAGGUGUUAGAGGGGGAGAUACUGAAACACGAAAGUGGGGCGGCAGAUUGUCCGAAGAGUGAAAAAACAGAGGGGAGAGACGCAUCUAUUCUUACAGGCCAGGGUGCCUGUGGCGACAAGGUUGAGAAAAAAACAAAUGGAACCAAAGAGGAGUCACCAACCAAAGCAAAAGUCGCCGCCAUCAAACAGAAGAGAACGAGCCCUAAGAAGGCAGCAAAGAUCAAGUCUCCCGCAGACCCAAAACAGACAUCUGCAGCAACCACAAAGAAAAAGCAAGACACACAAAACACUCCAACCAAAGCGUCUCCCCACAAGAAGCAGAAUAAACAAUGUGCACCUGUGCUAGACCAGAGUUUAUCUGUGGAAAAGGUUUCCCAACGGGGUAAAGAGCAGAUUCUGAGGGACAAAGUCAGCCCUAAUAAAGCUGUGCAGUCUGCUUGCAACAAACAAGGUGCAGAUAAUGGCAGCAGCCCUCAGACUAUAGAAACGCCAGCCUCUCUCUGUACUCCUGACGUAUCUACUAAGGACACAGAUGCGACAGAAAGCUCCUUCCCAAGACUAAGGAGGGGACGACGGCGAGCUGAUGAGGCUCGACUAGACUUGUGGGGCUUUGCGACGCCUUCGCCCCCACCCCCAUCGUUGCCUCCUGUCUCACCCUCACCCCCUCUGGUUACAGCUCAGUCCGCGUGUCGUCCCAGAGGAAGGCCUCGCUCUAACCUCUUGCCGGAGCGAGCGUUGAAGGGCAAAGGCAAGACAACCAACACAGAAGGUGACACCCCUCCUCAUAAGAAACGGAGGCGCUGCUAUAACAAAAAAUAUCAGACUGGGGAAUACAUCACUGAAAAAGAAAAGCUGGAAGAUGGCAAGCGGCUUGAAGAAUCCGAGUCUCUGGGACAGGACAACGGAAUAGCAUCAGAUUCACACACCAAUCUCUGUCUGGGUCCCAACACCCUAAGUCUAGAGCCUCCUCUGCGGCGACCCUCAUUUACUCGUUCUGGUUCAGUCCGCUACCGAGACACUGAGGCGUCUCCAGAAUGCAAUGACAAGCCCUCAGGGAAGAGGAAGUUCAAAAGCAAACAUUUAUGUGACAGUGAUGAGCAAAAGAUUAAGGGAAAACGCAGCAGCUUGGGUAAACGUGGUGCCUCAGUAGCCUUGGAUGAAGAUGGCACUGAUGGAAAACAUGCAGAUAGCCUUACAGCUAGUCCAAAAGGUUUUCCUUCAUCGCCUCCCACUAAGAAAGGCUCAUCGGGCAUGAGCGUGGCCUCAGAGUCUCCACCGAAAAGGCCGAUUCCUCCAGAGGUCCGUCGCCUUAUUGUCAAUAAAAAUGCCGGGGAGACUUUGUUGCAGCGUGCUGCUCGCUUGGGUUAUCAGGAUGUAGUUCAGUACUGUCUGGAAAAGGACAUCAGGGAGGUCAAUCGUCGUGACAACGCCGGUUACACAGCUCUCCAUGAGGCGUCCUCUCGAGGCUGGACUCAGAUUGUCCAGAUGCUGCUGGAGCAUGGCGCUGAUGUCAACUGCAGUGCCCAGGAUGGAACACGACCUCUUCAUGAUGCAGUGGCAAGUGACAACCUUCCAAUAGUCUGGUUACUUCUCAGUCAUGGUGCAGAUCCCACUCUGGCAACCUACUCUGGACAUACACCUGUCAAACUGGCAUGCAGCGCAAGCAUGAAGACCUUUCUCACAGAAUACUUUACAGACCUGGAAGGGCGCACGGAACAAGAUCCCAGUUUACUUUGGGAUUUCUACAGCAGUUCCCUGUUUGAGACUGAACAGGAGCCCUGCUGGGACUUUUUGCUGUCUGAGCUGAAUCAGGAGCCGGAGGAGACAGGAACGGGAACGACUGAGCUGGACUCGGAAAAAGAUUGCCUUGUGUUUGAGUUUUCCUCUGAGCCUCUCUUACCCUGCUAUCAUGUGCAGGUGUCGCUAACCCAGGGUUUUUGUAACUGGUUCCUCCUGACUGAUGUGCUCAAGCGUCUGAAGAUGUCUUCACGGAUAUUCCGGGCACGUUACCCACAGCUGGAGGUGGUGAGCUUGUCGCACGCCGAGUUCUGGAGGCAAGUAUCUGUCAGCCAGGUGAGCUCGGCUCUGACGCCGCCCAGUAAAAGCAGGAGAAAGGAGGAGAAGGAGGGGGGCGAGGAUGACCAGGAGGAAGAAGAAGGACUUGUGGAUUUGGUGCGCUGUGUACCAGAACUCCAGAGACUACUGGGCUCCUCCAUUGACAUUCUACAUGAGAAUGAGGAGGAGGAGGAGCUAACAAACACAGAGAAGCCUCGCGGCCGGUAGCCCCUCCUGCAGGAGUCAAACUGUUGCGUCAAUCUGAGUCCUCCCUGCAAGUAGCAGCUCUAAGGACACCUCUCCAUCCGUCAUAAAAAGGGUCAAGGUUUUUAAAAUAGCAACUCCCGCUGUGGUGCUGUCUGGACAUGCCUCCUUUAACCUUUGACCUCAGGAAGAAGGUGUUAAAGUGGCAGCAUCUGCUCGUGGACCUGCUCAGCGAUCAGCGGUUGGAAGCAGUUUUCAGGUUCUUACCUAUAGGUAUAUUUGAAUACACGAAAACUAUUGAGCAAACUUUUUUAUAAUGCUUACAUAUGUACAUGGUAGUGUAUAUGUAUAUCUUGCCAUCAGGGUUACCACAUUUGGUUCUAUAAAUGUAUUCUUGUUGGCAAGGGGUGGAUUGUGAUUAAGACUUUUAUGUUGAGUUUCUACCCGAGAGAAAGUGUUUUUUUGUUUUGUUUUUUUGUUUUGUUUUAUUUUGAUAAGCUCUCGAGGAACUCUGAGACAACUUAAGGCCAGCAAACAGUCAGAAAGGUCACCGGCCCAGAAGGUUUCUCUGCCAGCCUGGGACACCUGCACAGGAGAGACAGCGGAACAUCGUAUUCACCCGCCCGGCCUCAGAGCCACUCCUCCAGGACUCACGGUUGCACUCGUACGCCGCAGGCUUUCCUUGCGGUGUAAAGUGACAAUAACGGAUCUCGACAAUGAGACGGCGCUUGCUGAGCUGCAGAGAAAGUAGUGUUCUCCUCUGUCCGUGUUGCACUCCUGAACUGAUACUGAAUCCUGUGGAUCUCUCAGAGGAAUCAUUGUUCCAUCGCCGAAGUCCAGAGCCUGUUCCCAUUGCCCGAGGAGUUCUGGAGAUGCCCUCGUACUGCAGCCACGAGUGUCCCGACGUCCUCACGGUGUUUCCGGAUCCCAGAGUGCUUUGUGUUGCAGUGUGGUUUUUUUAUACACUGAUUGUUGUGCUUAAUUUAAUAGUCAUUAAUAUAUUUGACCUCCUGUGUAUCUGACAACAAGCUUAUCUAUGAAAUUUGCUUUGUUAUGGUUGGUGCUUAAUUUUGAAAUGUACUUAUUAGGAUCCCUUUAUUCUGAGAUGUUUUCCUCCCUCAUUCAAAACAGUAUUCAAAAAAAAAAAAAAAAAAAAAAGCAAAAGUACAGUUUUAUUGUACUGGUGCUACAAUAGAUUUUGUGUUGACAAUCAAUGAAGUUUUUUUGGUUUGAAGUCACAAACUAAGAUAUUUAAGAUGAAGAGACUAUGGUGUAAAGAAAGUAUAGUUUAGUUAAAGAAAAUGGAAUAGAGCGAGAUUUAAAGAGAGGAGAACGAGAUGCCGAAAAAGACUUUUAUUUGAUUCUUUUAUAUAAAAAAAAUCAAGAAUAAAGCAUGAUUGUGAAUCAUGGUUUCUCUUUUUGUUAGAUUAUAAAUUCUUGGUGUUUUAUUUCAGAUUACCACUUUAGGCUUGAAUAAAUACUGUAAUCCCAUCA